This is a messenger RNA of Caenorhabditis briggsae, 840 nucleotides long. The transcript is spliced from 3 exons. Gene Ontology annotation, molecular function: ATP binding. Bases 1 to 840 code for a protein of 279 amino acids. The record is from RefSeq and is a predicted model, not a curated record. NCBI's taxonomy places the organism in Eukaryota, Metazoa, Nematoda, Chromadorea, Rhabditida, Rhabditidae.
AUGAUUUCUGCGGUUACAAUCAAGGAUCUUGUUGGAAUGGAUAUUCGGGGAUACCACUUGAAUAGAUUGAUCGGAGCUGGAAGUUACGGAGCGGUGUAUGAAUCGUCAUCAGGGUCGGAAAAAAUAGCCAUUAAAGCUUCCAUCAAAGCAUCGGAUGUUUUGAAUGAGGCAAACGCUUUGCAGCGCCUCUAUUACCGUGAAUUCACUCCCAAGUACUAUUUCCGCUACACAAAAUGGAAUUCUUCAUACUAUUGGUCAAGAGUUGUUAGGCCCAGAUUUGGAGUCUUUGCGCCAGAAAGCUCCAUGGCAAGCAAUCAAACGCCCAACUCUCGUGAGAAUCGCUUGGCAAGCUCUCGCCUCGAAGCUGUGCAUGGAUUCAAAUUGGUACAUACAGAUAUCAAACUUGGAAAUUUCGCCGUGUCGAUUCCAACUCCUCAUAAUGGAGACUUGGUCGAUAGGGUGACCAAUCCAAACUUCAGUGUAAUGAAGUACUGUAGUUUUGAAGUUGGGAUGGGAAUCGAGCCGAUGCCCAAAGACGACAUUCAUCAGUUAUCGUUUGCGAUUCUUUACGCUUCUGGAUUCGAUUUCCCACGAAAAUUGAGGUGCCCCCCGGAAGAGCGGCUCGAAUGGAAGCGAGAGCUCUUGCGUGAGCCAUCCAAGACGCUUCCCCCUCUCGCUCGAUUCUUGACUCCUUGGUAUGAAGCUAUAUCUGAACUGAACGAUAUCGUGCCCAUCGAUUACGAUGCCCUGAAACAGAAAAUCCAACAAUCCCUCCCUGCUCACAACGCAGCGGCUGAUUUGUACAUGAAGAUGCAGGAUGGAGUAGAGACGCUCGUCUGA